GGCGCAGCCUGAGAAAUCACCCAGCAAGAAAGUGCGUGCGCUUUGUCGCCCGUUUCUUUCCGGUAGUUUCUUUCUCGCCGAGUUUUUGGAUGACCAAACCGCGCGAAUGAGCCCUGACAUCGGUGGGCCCGGGUCUGAGAAGACGCGAGGCGUCCCCUACGGUGGCAUGGCUGCGUUCGACGAGCAGACCCUUUACCGCUGCUGCUCCCGCUACCGCUGCAAGUGACGGCACGGCGCAACUGCCGGCGGCCCCUGCGACAUCGCCGCCACUGCUGGUGGGAAUAACGCUCCGGAAACGCGGAAGUUUUGGCUGCGAAAGCGGUCGAACCCGCCGCGCAACCGACUGAAAAUGGUGCUCAUCUUUGUGCUCCUCUCUGCAAUCACGCAUCUAUCAAGUGCUAACUCACCACCAAAGUUUACAAAAACUAUUGACCUUGCUGUGAUACCCGAGAACACGCCAAUUGGCACAUCUGUAUUUCGCCUAGAAGGUUCGGAUCCCGAAAAUUCGCCAGUUUACUACGGACUCGAGGGAACUGACCUUCUUUCAGUUGACCGGGCCACCGGUGACGUCACUGUGAUAAACAACAUCGAUAGAGAGGUAACGGAUACAUUGAAGUUCUCUGUGACCCUUGAGGAUAUCGUCGGAGGACAUGACCAAAAUAACAUUGUCAAGGUUCCAGUCAGCGUCAUUGUUCUGGACGUCAACGAUAACGCCCCGACAUUCGAAAACAUUCCGUACGAUGUCAGAAUCGCCGAGGACACACCAGUAGGACACACGGUGCUGAAUAAUAUCAAAGUAACCGACUUAGACACUGCAGGGAACGUGCUUCAGGUUCAAUGCUUCCCCAACGACAAUGUGCCUGAAGCUUGCAACACGUUCGCCGUGGUGGUCACCAGGGCCAGUUCCCAAGAACUGGACGCAUCGUUAGUGCUACGAAAGCCCUUGGAUCACGCUUCUCGUCCCGUGUACGAAGUUAACCUUGUUGCAGACGAUGGUUCUUUUAAUGCCACUACAACGGCUGUUGUAAAAGUGUCAGAUGUUCAAAACCGGCCGCCAGUGUUCCUCGGAUCCCAUUCUGCCGUCGUCAGUGAAGACGUCCCCGUGGGAACUUACGUGAUGACAGUGAAAGCAAUUGAUGGUGACCGAGGAGUCCCCAGGAAUAUUCGCUACUCUAUCGUUUCCAAUCCAGAGAACUUCUUCACUAUCAACAAAAAUACGGGAGUUAUAACAACUGCGAACUUGUUGGACAAAGAGAAACUGAGCUCCUCGAACGGCGUGGUCACCGUCAAAGUAAAAGCUUCGGAGCUGGAAGGAGACCGGCUACUGGACGAACCGGGAUCGUCGACGACCACCGCGUUGGCCAUUACGGUGAAGGAUGUGAACGACGAGGCUCCCACGUUCAGCCGGCCUAGCUACAGCGUCAGUGUGAGCGAGAACAUUCCUCCCGGGAGCCCACUGCCGAACCUUGACAUGUUCGUCCAGGACACGGACACGGGUUCCAACUCAGUUUUUAAUAUCAACCUCAUGGAUUCUUCUGGAAUGUUUGCCGUGGAGCCCACCAUUGCGACUGGUUCGACGUCUGUAAGCAUACGGAUUGUGAAGGGACCACUCGACUACGAGAAUCCUAACCAGCGAAAAUUUAUCUUGUUGGUGGUCGCGGAAGAAGCGUUCACAAAUCCGAAAUUAUCUAGCACGGCAACGGUUACAGUGAAUGUGCUCGAUAUCAACGACAACGCUCCCGUGUUUGAAGAAGAUAGCUACACUGCUUCGAUUGUCGAGGACGCAUCACCUGGUAGCGUGGUCACGACAAUAGUGGCUACGGACAGAGACACAAGCCCACAUGGAGAGUCUGGUCUAAUGUACUCACUUCUUGGAAACGGUGCAGAUAAAUUCCACGUAGACCCCAGCUCUGGCGUGGUGACGGUGGCACCGUGUGAGACUCCUGGACGCGGUAACUGCCUAGACUUCGAGUCCCGGCCCUCCUACUUCCUCUCGUAUCAGGCGACGGAUGACCGAGGCCGGGGCCAGAGCGCCGUCGUGCCACUAACAGUGCGCCUGACAGACGCUAACGACAACCCGCCGGCCUUCGAACAGCACCUGUACACGGCGCUCAUCGACGAGGGAGACGUACGCUUCGACCCCCCGCUUAGGGUUCAGGCCCGAGACCCUGAUGUGACAUCGUUCGUCAAGUACAGCAUCGUGUCCGGAAACAGCUACAAUUUGUUCACUAUCAACCCACAGACGGGUGAUAUUACAGUCACCAAUCGUCAAGGGUUGGAUGUUUCUCUCCUCAAGUCUGACGUGAUUACACUGACCGUUCAGGCUUCGGACGGUGGUUCGGGUAUCGACACUGCUACAGUGAAGAUUACUGUCAGGGAUGCCAACAACAACGCUCCCGUCUUUCAGAAAGAGCGGUACAUUGCUUCAGUUCCAGAGGCUUCUCCACCAGGCACCCUGGUGGAGCAAGUGUCUGCGACAGACGCUGACACGGGGGCGAACGCCCAUGUCACGUACCGCAUCCUCAAGGGAGCCUUCGAUGACUUCACCAUAGAUGCCAACACUGGAGUAGUCUCACUGUCCGCAACAAGCCGCCUAGACUACGACAGGCGAAGCAGCUACAUAAUGGAGAUUAUUGGGAUUGAUGGUGGAGUUCCAGAGAAGACAGGAACUACUACACUCAGCGUGAACAUUCUGAACAGCAACGACAAGAUGCCAUACUUUCAGCCGACGACGCAAAGGGCGCAAGUAUCGAAGGUAUCGCGGGCGCCAGCCGGUUACAGAUUCUACAAACUUGUUGCCAAAGAUCCGGAUGCUAGUUCCCUGGAAUUCUUGAAGUACGGCAUUGCUGAACCUGUAACGGCCAUUUCCAAAGACGGAAGAAACGUAAAUGAAUCAGUUCAAGCGUAUAAGGCUUUUUUCGACGUGGAUGAAAAUACUGGGGAAGUGAAAGUGGCGUCUCAGCUCAACCGCGAAGCUGCUGCCGUCGUAAUGCUAACAACCGUGGUGACCGACGUCAGCGCAGUGCCACGUCAGACUGGCUUAGGAACCCUCGUGAUACCCAUAGUGGACCUCAAUGAUUUGCCACCAACGUUUCCACCGCCUUGGAGCCCUGACCAUCCGGAACUCUUCAUUACCGUCAUGGAGGAGCAACCCAUAGGAAGUGUCGUAGCGUCCAUUGUCGCCACAGACCCAGACUCUAACAUAGCCAGUUACUCGAUAGAACCCGAAAAUCCUUACUUCGCCAUUGACAAGCUUUCAGGUGUAGUCACAAUACACAAGAGAGUCGACUACGAAGAAGUACAGGAACUCAGGUUUUCCGUUGUGGUGCGAGACACAGGCAUUCCUCAACUAUCAGCGGUCGCGUUGGUUACAGCAACUGUUACAAAUAUAAAUGACAACGACCCCACCUUUUCUAAGAAAGCCUACCAUGCUUCAGUCCAGGAAAAUGCCCCUCAAGGUACGUUUGUUACAAGAGUUGAGGCGAGAGACAUUGAUGCUGGAGAAUUCGGAGUUGUUUCUUACUCGCUGCUGGGAGAGAAAAGCGGAGACUUCCACGUCAAUAAGCAGGGGGAAAUACGCGUGGCGGAAAUGGCCAACUUAGAUCGAGAAAUCACUGCCGCAAUCACACUUCAAGUUGUGGCCACUGACAUGGGUCAAGUAACAACGAGAUCAGUGUCCGUACCGGUGUACAUCACCCUCCUCGAUGACAAUGACAGCCCUCCUGUUUUCACAAAGAAGACCUAUGAAGCCUCGUUCGUCGCGAACAGCCCGCUUGAGUCUGCACAGAGCAUUGUUCAAGUGUCGGCAACGGAUGCGGAUGAAGGAAUCAACGCUGAGAUUCGCUAUUCUAUCGUUGCUGGCAACGAAAACGGUGUCCUCGCUGUAAACCCGAAGACCGGAAUUGUGUACCCUGUAAAGAAGCUCGAGAGCAGCCGCAAGGAGUACCGCAUCGGGCUCGAGGCGCGUGACGGCGCUGGUAACGGGCCCAACACAGACAACUGCAUAGUACUCAUCAGGCUCAUCGAAAUCAACCUGGACAAGCCGCAUUUUGUGACGCCGUCACUUCCCAAUGCGACAGUCGAAGUCAUGGAGAAUCAGACCCACUCUAAUCAGAUCAUAAUGACAGUGGAAGCCACUGACAAGGACCACGGUGACAACGGCCGAAUUUCCUACUACUUCAAAGUAGGAGACAGGAACGUCGCUGAAACAGACGAAUUUCUUAUCGACGAAGUCACGGGAGAAAUUCAAGCGAAAGUCGUCCUUGACAGAGAGCUGAGGCCACGUUACGAGUUGGUGCUAGUCGCCAAAGACCACGGCACGCCAGCCCCAUUUGAGACGCUACGGUUCCUGACCGUCGUGCUGAAGGAUAUCGACGACAACGCACCUCUAUUCCCGCGCACCCGGUCUACGGCACCCUAUGUGUUCCACAUCAAGGAGAACUUAAGCAGCGGUUUCCACGUUGGAAAAGUGACAGCUAUUGACCAAGACGUCGGCGAAAAUGCCAUGGUCUACUAUUACAUUAUCGAUGGAAACUGGGACAUGCUGACGAUUGACAAGAUGCAGGGAAUCAUAUACUCAAACGCCUCGUUCGACCGGGAGUCCAAGGACAUGUUCGAACUGGUGGUGAAAGCUUCCAGCAACCCCGAUUUCCUCGUGUACUCCAGGCAAGCCGAUGGCCUCCCGCCCAGCAUACGCAGCUACAGCGAGUCCGACAGAACGGUGGCCCUUGUCAACGUGCACAUUGACGACGUGAACGAUAACGCGCCCAUGUUUAUAAACGCCCCGUACUAUGCAGGUCCGGCUGCUGAACUUUUAUUUUUUUCUUCAACUCUGUUCAGCCUUCGUGGUGACCGCAACUUUGCCAUGGUCUGGAUCUACGAACCCGAACAACUAGUGCGGGUAAUAAUCGCCCAGCCUCCGGAGGAAGUGUACAGGGACCAAAUGAGUGUCAUAGCUGUUCUUUCUAACGCCACUGGAGGAACUGUGGUUAUUGACAAGUUGAAAUAUCACGUGAGCGACAAGGGGAAGCUAGUGAAGUCUUGGACGGACCUGUACAUUCACGUUCUUGACAAAAAUGACCGUGUAAUUCACACGCCUGAAGUACUCGACGCCGUUGAUUCUAACAUCAAGCUCGUUCGCUUCCAAAACCCAGAACUGCAAAUUCACAAUGUUCUUCCUGCUCGAGUUGGCAUCAGCAAACAAGAAUUUGAUUUGGCCUUAGCUGUGCUAAUUGCGAUGCUGGUGGUGAUAUUCGUCGGCGUCGUGUCCAUGAUGGUUUGUUGUACCUGCUUGAAGUCCUGGUACGCUUACAAAGCCAAAGAAGCUUUAGUACGGCACGACGAAAGUCCCCCGGUGACUACUACAGAGAAUCCGCUAUGGACCGAACAAAAACUCAAGAUAUAUGAAGAACAGGAGCUGAGCAUGAGCGUGGCGCCUGACAACAUGGUGACCACGGAGGCGGACAUCGCCGCUUUCAACUUCAACGACGACACGAGCAGCGCUGUGUAUGCUACGCUGCGGCGCAACAGUGUCAGCCACGUGGGAGCCGAGUCGCGCAACGGCUACUCCACCCUCACGGGCCACCGGCCCACGGCCUCGUCGCGCAGGCAGCGCGAGCCGGACGCCUCAGACGGUCACGAGUACCAUGAGCUGCACUCGAGCGACACCCGUCCUCCCACCGGCGACAGCACUCCGUUCAGCACAUUCAGACCCACGGGCAAGAACACGCCUACGACGGAAGGAAGGCUCUUUCAAGAAGCGAGCUCCUCUCACAAAAACGACGAGCCUGUUCUAGUGGCCGAGCUGUUAUAGGACGAUAUUUAUUCUUACGGCCGCCGAUGACGCUAUCAUCCCUCCGAUGCAGUGGGAUCCGCUGAUGGAGUCCACCAGACGCAGAUGCUUCAUCUCUCCUUCGUGUGUGGAUCUGUGUGUGAGAGUGCGUGCGCUGGAUCAGUCGAGUAGUGUGCAUAAUUCCGGUGCUUUGUGU
Messenger RNA from Rhipicephalus microplus (southern cattle tick), 5987 nucleotides. RefSeq names its product cadherin 87A (gene Cad87A). Gene Ontology annotation, biological process: homophilic cell-cell adhesion. Lineage: Eukaryota; Metazoa; Arthropoda; Arachnida; Ixodida; Ixodidae. The record is from RefSeq and is a predicted model, not a curated record. Gene Ontology annotation, molecular function: calcium ion binding. Gene Ontology annotation, cellular component: plasma membrane.